Molecule: messenger RNA, 2051 nt
Organism: Aphanomyces astaci
Lineage: Eukaryota; Oomycota; Saprolegniomycetes; Saprolegniales; Verrucalvaceae
Exons: 1
Coding region: 96-1949 (617 amino acids)
Biological process (GO): transsulfuration
Cellular component (GO): cytoplasm
Molecular function (GO): carbon-sulfur lyase activity; pyridoxal phosphate binding
Source: RefSeq, a predicted model, not a curated record
GAUUGAUUGGCUGCCUUAUGUCCAAUUAAAAGGCUGGAAAAAAAUAGACUUCGCGCGACUGUUGAGUGGCGAUCAAUUCCCAACGUGCGCCCAAGAUGACAGUCCUUACCUCCGCCAUCGCGCAUACCUUCCUCCCAUCUAUCCUCGCAAACCUGCCACAUGAAUGGCGAGGCACAACGUUUGCCAACUCGGCGCUCUUGGGCCGUGAAGUCUUCUCUGCCAGCGUCGAGAAGCUGCUCCUCGAAAAGCAUGCCAAACGCGACAACAUUGUCACGGAAGCCGAACUGUCAGCUUUGGGCAAUGCCGAAGAUUACCUCCGCGUGUCGACGAAUAUUUCCGUGCUGCUGGAACUCGUCCUUGGCCUUGAAGUGUCGCUUCCCACCCGCCAAGUGUUUACGUUUGGAUCCACGACCAUCCCCAUCAUCUCCGUGCUCCUCACGUCCAAGUUGCCAGUGCUUCUGUACGUGGACGAAGGAGUAGCGUCUCCAUUCACUGCAGACCAGUUGGCCACCCUCGCUCUUCUCGGGACCAACGUCACCAUCGUGUCAGGGCACCCCGUCGCGGAUCCUUCCGCAGUCGUCCUCGCCCUUCAAGUAUCCCCCAAGAAAAUCUCGGCUGCCGUCGACGCCAUUGUGUCCGACUCGGUUCUGUACAUCCACAACCCGUCCAAAGUCAACCCGGACGACAUUUUGGUCAUUCGCAAGCGCCUCUCCACUCCCCUCACAACCCCCGUGUGCGAGAAAUUCCUUCAAACGAUUGCCGGGGUCAAGGUGACGGCCGACGGCGACGCGUCCACGCCCGAAGCCCUCGCCGACUUUUACGCGCAUCUGCAGACCAUGUCUGGCACGUCGGUGGACGCCCACGCGAACCCCGUCGUGUUCACGGCCGGCCUGCCUGCAGUGUGCUCCAUCUGGUUGAGUUUGCUCCACGGCGGCGGCGCCGACAUCCUCAUGGCCAGCACCGCUUACGGCGGGUCGUCUCAAUUGACCGACAUUUACGUCAACAAGUCGUCUGGCAAGAUCCACAAGUGGAAGUUUGACAUCACAGGGAAGAACAAGAUCUCCGACUCGAUCAAACAGGCGCUGGAUAAGCUCACAGUCACCGCGACCGCUCCCACGACGGUGCUGUUUGUUGAAAUCCCGACCAAUCCCGACAUGAAGGUGCCCGACAUAGCUACCCUUGCGCAGCACCUGACGUCGUACCGUAACACCACGGGCAAAGAAGUGCUCUUGCUCGUGGACACGACGUUCGCGCCGGCGUCCAAGGUCCUGCAAAAGAUCUCGGCCGUCGCCCCCGAUCUCACGACGAUGGUGUUUAUCAGCAUGAGCAAGAGCGUAUCCCGCGGCCACACGACCGCCGGUACGAUCAUCGCCAACACGGCGUCCCCCCAGUCGCGCAAGCUGCUGGAAACGGUACGAUGGGCGGGCCAGCUGCUCGACACAACCGCCAAGACGGACCAGCUGUGGCGACUCACCGAGAACCACGUGGGCGUCGAAGACCGCUGCCAAAAGGCGUACGAGGUGGCCGUGACCACCGGCACGGCGCUGCAAGCCGCGGUCGCCAAGUAUGCCCAUGGCUUCCACAUGGACCUGGCGUUCGUGUCGCCGGAAAAUGCCGCGCAGGGUUUCACCACGUCCACGUACUCGUUCAAUUUGCCGCCGCUGCCGAACGCGACUGCCGAGGCCAACUACGCGAUUGCCCAGCGGUUCGUGGACCUGCUCACGGCGCAUCCGUCGUUCAAGCCGUGUGUGUCAUUUGGCCAAGACAACGGAAAAGUGUACUGCACGGUGCCGUCGACGUCCACCCAGGGCGCGAUCAAGGCCGAAGACAAGGCCAAGCAGCUCGUGGGCGGCGUCGAACUCACGCGACUGAGCUUCCCGCCCCACGGCGACGUCCAAGCCAUCGUCGCCGUGCUCGAAAACGCAGUCAAGACGAUCUACACAGCAUAAGCAAUAUAACCUCUUAACAUACUUCGAAGUACAUAGUAGUACUAGCCCACACAACAAACAACCGUAUCUAUGAACUAUUAAUAGUACUACCUCUGUCCAAUA